Molecule: messenger RNA, 2103 nt
Organism: Aspergillus nidulans FGSC A4
Lineage: Eukaryota; Fungi; Ascomycota; Eurotiomycetes; Eurotiales; Aspergillaceae
Exons: 4
Coding region: 1-2103 (700 amino acids)
Biological process (GO): proton transmembrane transport; carbohydrate transmembrane transport; transmembrane transport
Cellular component (GO): membrane
Molecular function (GO): transmembrane transporter activity
Source: RefSeq, a predicted model, not a curated record
AUGGCCCGCCUGAUGUCCUUUCCCCCAGAAAUCCUCGACCGACUUUUCUUUUAUGCUGAUUCGACAACGCGCAAGAACCUGCGAUGCUCCAGCCACGUUCUCAGCGCCAUUGGUCAGCGCUGGGUCUUUGACUGUCUGACCGUGAGUCUGACCGAUGCGAGCUGCGGCCGACUAGACCACAUUAUCAGCAGACCCGUGCUUGCCAAGUGCGUGACCAAGCUUUAUAUGAACACGUGGAAUCUGGACAACGAGGUUAGUGAUUGGGAUUACUUGCAAAGUCAAGAGUUCCAAUAUCAAGAGAAUGGUCGGUCUAGAACCAGCCUUGGGGAGCGUUUAUGGAACGCGUUUGACCGUCUCAAAGAGCUUCCUCGCCUGGAGAGUCUUAUUCUCCGGUUUCAUGACGAUUGUGGCGAGACUGAAUUUGACAACUGUCUCCAGGGUCUCGCCGUUAGGGAUGUAAUAUUGACGCGAUUUCUGUCUGCAGUGGUUGCUCUGCCCCGGCCUCUGCGGGAGUUGGGCCUGCUGGACUUCCAAAAUGUUUAUUUCAAUGAGACCCAAACCGCAGCAAAUCGCAACAAGGUCCUGAACAGCCUCCAAAUUUUGAGGCUUGAUGUCACCAAUGUUGAUCGGGAAGAGAGCCAGUUCGUCCAUGCCCGAAAUGCACAGGACUGCUACCGCAAACUGCCACGCUCCUGGCUGAAGCCCACGAUGGCCAACCUCGAGCACUUGACGUUAUACUCUCGCCUACGUGCCGGUUUCUGCCCAAAACUAGACCUGCGUGGCCUGCAUUUCCCGCGCUUAAGAUCGCUUUCUCUCGGCAACUACGCCUUCAUGCAUGACUCGCAGCUAGACUGGAUUCUUUCGCACGGCUCGACCCUUCUAGAGCUCUACCUGGAUCAAUGCACUAUCAUUUAUGAGGCAGCACUCUCUUUUAAUGUCGACGAGCCGAUCCCCGUUUCGGCGACCAUCCUUUCCUUGGAAGACUUUCACCCGCAUCCGGACCUGGUGGUCGACCGACUCUACGCCUCGUACAGCGGACGCUGGGCCAAUUACUUUCGGGCCUUCCAAAACGCCCUCCCCCAUCUACGGCACUUCCGGUUUGGAUUCACGCCGGGGAGGUGGACCAGGAGGAUUUUGCCGUUUGAACAAGACAUGCAGAUUGCGAUUGGAUUCCAUCAACAGUGCUACAUGGAAUACAUCCUCGCCGAGCGAGACGCUAUCCUCGGUGCCAUUCAACUGGAGUCGGGCGAGAAUACGUCACGCAGCCUGUUAAGCGUCUUCCAGAAUGACCAUGUGAAGACUCGACAGCGUGUGCUUCUGGCUUGGUGGGUACAAUUUAUGAACCAGGCAGGCGGCAUCAACCUUGUGGUCUAUUAUGCCCCUUCCAUGCUUGUUCAGAAUGUUGGCCUGUCGGCAAGGCUUGCCCAAAUCCUGGGUGGCUGCAUCAACAUGAUGUUCAUGUUCGGCUCGAUCGUGCCUUCCUUUUUUCUCGACCGCAUGGGUCGGCGAAAUACAAUGAUAGCAGGUUGCGCAGGACUUAGCCUGUGCAUGAUGAUGAUCUCAGCUCUGUUGUCACAAGCUAAAACAUCUAACGGACACUCUUACUCAUCCGCUGCUGUGACUUUCUUCUUUCUCUAUAUGCUAGUUUUCGGCAUGAGCGUGAACUGUGUGCCCUGGGUCUAUGUUCCAGAAAUAUUGCCUCUGGCCGCCCGCACUCGCGGUACUGCGAUCGGUAUCAGUUCGAACUGGUUAUGGAAUUUCACGGUCGUCAUGAUUACACCAGUCAUUAUCAACCGCCUACACUGGAAGGCAUAUUUGAUCUUCAUGGUCACAAAUGCGCUGUUCGUUCCCGCCUUUUAUUUCUUCUAUCCCGAAACAAGCAACUUGCGACUCGAAGAUGUUGAUUACAUCUUUUCUCGCAGUGGGGAUCCGGUGAAAAAUGCGCAGCAGAUUCUCGCUGAAUUGAAGCUAAAUGGACAUGUUGAUGCCCUUCAAGGCAGUGGCAGCCAGAUAAGCCCCUCACGCCAUUUCUCAGAGGAGAAGGGUGUCCAUGAAGCAAGAAACGAAACGAAACUGGCUCCAGCUGAAAGCAGGAGCACGUGA